UCUAUUAUAUGAAACCUAUUACAAGCAAGUGGAUCCAUCUCAUACUGGCAGGGUAGGACCAUCAGAAGCAGCACUCUUCCUGAAAAAGUCUGCACUUUCAGAUGUUGUCCUUGGAAAGAUUUGGGACCUGGCUGAUCCAGAGGGAAAGGGUUACCUGGACAAACAGGGAUUUUUUGUUGCUUUGCGGUUAGUGGCCUGUGCACAAAGUGGACAUGAAGUUAACAUGGCCAGCCUAAAUAUACCAGUGCCACCUCCCAAAUUUAAUGAUACCAGUAGUCCCCUUUUGAUCACGCCACCGCCUGUUGAAGGUCUUUGGUCUGUUCGGACAGAAGAGAAAGCCAAGUUUGAUGGAAUUUUUGAUAGCUUAUUACCAGUGAAUGGUUUACUAUCUGGAGACAAGGUGAAGCCGGUACUGAUCAACUCCAAACUACCUCUGGACAUACUAGGACGGGUGUGGGAGCUAAGUGAUAUAGACAAGGAUGGACAUUUGGACAGGGAUGAGUUUGCAGUGGCAAUGCAUCUUGUAUACCGAGCUCUAGAGAAAGAACCUGUACCAACUGUCUUACCACAAUCCUUGAUACCCACAUCCAAGAAAAAGAAAACACCUACAUUCCCAGGAGCUGUCUCUGUGCUUCCUGCUAGUCCGCCGCCAAAGGACAGUUUACGGUCUACUCCAUCUCAUGGCAGCAUGAGCAGUUUAAACAGUGCGGGGAGCUUGUCACCCAAACACUCCACAAAGUCUAGCCAGCCUGCUUUGAAUUGGGUGGUACAUCUCACAGACAAGAUGCGCUAUGAUGACAUAUUCCUUCAGACUGACUUGGACAUGGAUGGCUUUGUUAGUGGACUGGAAGUGAAGGAUAUAUUCAUGCAGUCUGGACUCCCACAAAAUAUUUUGGCUCACGUAUGGGCUUUGGCUGAUACGAGGCAGAUGGGGAAGUUGAACAAAGACCAGUUUGCACUAGCAAUGUAUCUUAUACAGCAGAAAGUCAGCAAAGGAAUAGACCCACCUCAAGUCUUAUCUCCUGACAUGAUUCCACCAGCGGAAAGGAGCACUCCGAUACAGACCCUGUCUGGUUACAUGACCCCUGUAGGAAACGACAUGACAAGCUUGCCAGAAAUACGGCGUGACAGCUCAAGCUCUGUUGGAUCUGGAGAAUUUACUGGGGUAAAGGAACUAGACGAAAUCAGCCAUGAAAUUGCCCAGUUGCAGAGAGAAAAAUACGCUCUUGAGCAGGAUAUCAGGGAAAAGGAAGAGACCAUAAGGCAUAAGACCACAGAGGUACAGGAGUUGCAGAAUGAUCUAGACCGGGAAACAUCAACAUUGCAGGAACUGGAAGCACAAAAGCAAGAUGCACAAGACCGGCUAGAGGAAAUGGACCAACAGAAAGCAAAAUUAAAAGACAUGCUGAGUGAUGUCAGGCAGAAGUGCCAGGAGGAAGGGCAGAUGAUUUCUUCUCUAAAGGUACAGAUUCAGUCCCAGGAGUCCGAUGUGCAGGCACAAGAGGAAGAACUUAACAGAGCCAAAUCAGAACUCAACAGAUUGCAGCAGGAGGAGACUCAACUGGAGCAGAGUAUUCAGGCUGGCAAAGUUCAACUAGAAACCAUUAUUAAAUCAUUAAAAUCCACGCAAGAGGAGAUCAACCAGGCCCGAAGUAAAUUAUCACAGCUUCAGGAGAGUCAGCAAGAAAUGAACAAAAGCAUUGAGCACUACAACACUGCUCUCAAUGGAGAUCAUGGGGGCAGUCUGAAUAAUCUUGCAGAUGCUGAGACAUUUUCCUCACGAGAGAGGCUGGACCUUUCCACAUCAGCGGAUGAUCCAUUUAAAAGUAAAUCCCAACUUUUCAACAACAGCAACAACCAAGACCUCUACUCUGACCCAUUCCAGACUGAAGAUCCCUUUACUGCAGACCCUUUUAAAGGGGCAGACCCAUUCAAGAGCAAUCCAUUCGGCGAUGAUCCUUUUAAAGAAAGUGAUCCCUUUCAUGCUCCCCCUACUGAAGACCCAUUCCAGAAGCCCAGCAAAAGUGAUCCUUUUUCUGCUGACCCUUUCACAAAGAAUAGUGUCCACUCCAUGACCCUGCCAUUAAAGGUCUCAAGGCAAUUCCCACUUUUAUCUGAUCCUUUUGAGAGCAGAGAUCCUUUCUCCUCUUCAACACUGCCAAAGAAAGAAUCAGACCCAUUUGGAACUCUGGACCCCUUUGGAAGCAGUGCAUUCAACAGUAAUGAAAGCUUUGCAGACUUUAGCCACAUGGCCAAGCAUCAAACUCCCGAUCCCUUUGCAGCUACUUUUCCAGGCUCUGGUUUCUCAGAGGACCCCUUUAAAAGCAAACAUGACAUGCCAGCACUGCCGCCCAAGAGAAGCGUCCCACCACGGCCAAAGCCUCCAAGUGGUAAAAACACCCCAGUGAGUCAGCUGACUUCAGCACAUUUCCAGAAGUCCAGUGACCCCUUCCAGCCAUUUGGGACAGAACCGGGAGACCCUUUUCAUAGUCGGAAGGCAUUUACAGACCCGUUCAGUGGAAAAGACCCAUUUGCCACUACACAGCCAGGAAAACACUCUAAGGGAACAUCUGCCGGUUUUGCAAACUUUGGCUCUUUUGGGAACGAGGAACAGCAGCUAGCAUGGGCCAAACGAGAGAGCCAGAGGGCAGAAAAAGAAAGACUAGAUCGUUUAAAACGACAGGAACAAGAAGACCUGGAGCUAGCUAUUGCUCUCAGCAAAGCAGAAAUGCCCAGCUCUUGAGAACUGUAUCAUCCUGUACCCGUACUCCCUGUGACCAUGUGACAAUAUGCCAACUGUAUGA
This is a messenger RNA of Nanorana parkeri, 2804 nucleotides long. RefSeq names its product epidermal growth factor receptor pathway substrate 15 like 1 (gene EPS15L1). The coding region runs from base 224 to 2743 and encodes 839 amino acids. Gene Ontology annotation, cellular component: plasma membrane; cytoplasm; clathrin coat of coated pit. The transcript has 24 exons. Gene Ontology annotation, biological process: endocytosis; endosomal transport. NCBI's taxonomy places the organism in Eukaryota, Metazoa, Chordata, Amphibia, Anura, Dicroglossidae. The record is from RefSeq and is a predicted model, not a curated record. Gene Ontology annotation, molecular function: cadherin binding; calcium ion binding.